AUGACAGGCACGCUCGCUUCUCCAAAGCAGGCACUGUGGAUUCUGUGUGCAGUUUUGAUCAGCGCAGCCGGAGAGGAUAUUCCCUGUCCAAAAGGUGGCCAGAUCCACCUGUCCAGCCUGCGAUGUUAUUGGCUAUCUGAUUUGACGUCUUCAUGGUCUGAAGCACAGGGUUUAUGCCAACAGACACCAGGAGGUGAUCUGGCAGGGGCUGACAGUCUGGAGCUGCAAAACUUCCUUCACAACUCCUUUCCAGUGAAAACCACUGAAUGGGUAUGGCUGAAGGGAUCAAGAGGAGUUGGGUCUGGCCACGUUGGAGAUGUGGAGUCAGUGAGUCCUGCACUGUGGGACAGAGGCAGCAAGAGUCAGGGGGUGUGUACUCAGAUGGCACUUGGGACAUUAGAACAAUGGAGGAAGGCUCGAUGUGCUGGACAAUACCGCUUCCUCUGUGAAAAAGAAGUAACUGAGUCUUUACCAUCUAUGGACAGCUACCUGACAGGACUGGUUCUCAUGACUGGUGUCUUUGCCCGGGCACAGAUAUAUCCCCUUCCAACUGUCCCGGAUAUUGGACAACUCACAGUGGAGAUGCAGCUGUUCCCAGGGUUAUGGUUUAGUCAUGCAGGUCAGCUGACAUCAGUGGAGCUGGUAGUCCAGCCCAGCCCACUGUCUUCUGUGGCCCGUGUCCAGAUCCUCCGACCCUACUGCAACCCCAACCACCACCUGGUACCUCCAGGUUGCAGCUCCCUUCUUAAUCCGUUCAGCUGCUGCUCAGCAGUACCGCUAUGUAAUACCACAGGGGGCUGCAGCAUGGGCCAGUACUGGUGCCACCUGCUGGAAGUCUGUGUGCCCACCACCAGUCCCUGCAGUCCCUACGAUUCUGCAGCAGCAGAACGUGGCUUUGUUUUACCUCCCAGAUACACCGCAAUACCACCCUUCUACCACCUGGUAGCAGAUAUGCCUCUGAGGAUAAACCCUCACUCUGAAUUGAAAACUAUAAGUUUGCUUCUUCCAGAGCGAGCCAUCAUGGUAUAUCCUGAUGAUAUUGUGGCAAUACAACAUACUCGCAACUCUGGAACCUUCUUACAUUGCCUUAACAGUGACGCCUCUCUAAACUCCCCCUGGCGCCAGAGUUACCUGUCCCUUAGGAGGACGGAGUGGGGAGGAUGGUGGGAGGGAGGCCUCACUUCUCUUCCCCAAGAAAGCCGGUGGGUUGAUGGGGUGGUGUGUGAUCUGAAGAUGCUGUAUGUGGACAUUCUUCACAAAGGUACUGAGCAUGAUGACAGCUUUGGCUUCACCAACACAGAGACAAUUACACCUGAUAUUGGGGCCCUGACUACUGGUCCUACUCCAAGUCAAAGAUCUAAAUUUGGGAUAACCGUCAUCUACCCUCUACUGGAUGAAAAGAACCAGCUUAACGUACAAAUAAACAUCCAAACCCUUAUCAUUGUUAAGGUCCUAUCUGGGGAGAAAGCCAGGAUCUCAUGGUCAGCCCCAGUACUCAAGACUGGUCUCCCCUUUCUUCAUUCCUGCCCUGAAGAGGUGGUUCAGUCUUUGCCUGGCUGUAAGCAGCAGUCCCAAGAUGCGUGGUUCUCCUCUGUGACUCUGGUGACGCCCUCAGUGGGGGACCAGAUGCUGAACAUCAGUGUGAUGGAUGGAGUGAGUUCUCAGAGUGUAAGUGUGAAGGUUUGUGGCUACGAGGAAGUGACAGGACUUAGUGUUGAGCCACAUGGAUGCUUGAGGAUGCUCGUAGACACUCCACAGUCAUUUUCAGCCAAAGUGGAGAGUGGUUCAUCAGUAAAAUUCACAUGGGUAAUUGACAACCUGGAGUUGUUUGCCUAUGAAGGGGAAUCUUACAGUGUAGUGUUCAAGAAGCCUGCUAAGUAUAUGCUCAGGAGCGAACAAAUCCUUCUGACUGCUGAUGAAAUGACCCCAUUGGCAGAGCCAGAGUUCCUGCUUGUGAGGCGAGUCGUAGCUUCAGAAGAUCCUUAUCUAUACACCCUCAGGGUGAAAGUGGACAUCUCCCUCCCAGUCACCUUCAGGUGGGACUUUGGGGACGGCAGUAGCAAUGUCAUCCACACCCAAUCUGCUCCAUGUCAGACCAUGGAAGGACUUUUGGAGAGAGGAGAGAAGCAGGUGUAUGUCCAGGACUCAGUGAACUAUACCUUUUCCAUCCCAGAUAACUACACACUUCAUGUCCAAGUCUCAAAUCAAUACGACAACAUUGACAAGUCUACGAAGAUAGGUGUCUGCCCUCAGUUAAACCGCCUUCUUGUCUCCUCCUCCCCUCUGGUGCCACUCGUCAGUCAGAUUCUUCACCUGGAAGCAUCCACAGAGCCCUCCACCAACACUGUGUUCUACACAUGGGACUUUGGUGAUGGCUCUGAAGCUGUUCAAGGCAUCCACAAGAGAGUCAGACACACUUUUGCAUCUGCUGGUGUUUAUAACAUCACACUGUGUGCUAAUAACACUCUUACUGCACUGACCACCUGGCUCAUGGUGGAAGUUAUGGAAAAAAUCUCUGGAUUAGCUGUGACACAUAACGGACCCAAUGAACUGAGCUCUGCUACAGAUUUCAGAGCUGAAGUUGCAACUGGUACGAGUCUCAUCUGGGAUUUUGACUUUGGUGAUGGGUCCCUGCAGGGAAACAUUACAGAUGGUUGCAUCACCCACAUAUAUAAGUCACCAGGGAACUAUACAGUGUGUGUAACUGUUUCAAAUUAUGUCAGCCAAGCUCAUCAGUCUAUCUUUGUAGAGGUCUAUAGGCUGACAGUUAGUGGAGUUCUGCCUACAGAGUGUUUAAUGAGUGGAAGAAACACACAGCUUACAGCUCUGGUCAAUGGGAACAUAUCCAUAUUUGCUUUCCGUUGGUUGUUUGGAGAUGGGUCACCUUUGACUGUAGUGACAGGACAGUCCACAGUCAUGCACACAUUUGCUAGCCAAGGAGUUUCUGAUGUUAGUCUAACUGUAGUUAGUGCUGUUUCAACUGUAUCAUACAAAAGCAGUUUUUGUGUUCAAACUCCAAUAACUGACGUGGUAGUAAAGUCAUCACAGGAUAUAGUGGCAGUUGGAGAAAAGGUAUGUUUCAGGGCAAUAGUUUCCCCUGAACAGACAAUAGAUUACCAAUUUAAGUGGUUCAACAGAUCCUCUAGUCACACUGUCAUGACAGAAAAUGUGUGUUUUGUCUUUAAAGAAGAAGGUAUCAAAGAGGUAUUCGUAACAGCAAGUAACAAAGUCAGCAACAAAACAGCCAAAGCUAGUAUUACCAUUCAAAAACCUGUGGGUAAGCUCUCUGUGGUGCAUGAUAAUCAAAAUAACACAGUGAGAGUCAAUACAUCAGCAUCAUUUUGGGUUGUCAGUUGCACUGGCAGCAAUGUGUCCAUACUGUGGGAUUUUGGAGAUGGUUCCCCUUCAGAGGAGGAGCAAAACGUGUCCCAUAUCUUUACCUCUACAGGUCAAUUCACAGUCACGGCCACAGCAUUUAAUGCUGUUAGCAACGACUCUGCGACUCUCAAAGUUAAUGUUUUACUUCCUGUUUCAGACCUUUCCCUACACAGCAAUCCUUAUGCUGUAGUAGGAGAAGAAACUCUUAUUACAGCAGUUAGUAGCACUAUUAGCAGCACCAACUACUACUGGACAGUGGAGGGUAUAACUACAGCUAAACAGGGGACAUAUCAGUUUAGAUUUGCUUUCUCCAAACCAGGAGUGUAUCAAGUGAGGGUUAUAGCCCUGAACUUGGUGAGUAGCAAGGAAGCAGCUAUUUUAAUUGAAGUCUUUGAAAGAAUAGAGGGUCUUCACAUUGAGUAUCAGAACCUGACAAACAUGAAAUAUGUACCAACCCAAGAGAAACUCCUAUUCAUUGCUUCAAUCACUAAAGGCUCCAAUGUUACUUAUCACUGGCUUGCCACACAGAGCAGAAUUAAUCCACAAAUGACUGGUGAUGGAGAGCUUUUUCACCUGUUAGUUGAAAACCCUGGCGAGAUUUCAAUUCAGCUAAAAGCCAUGAACAAAUUGGGUGAGACUACCAACACUGUUUCUAUUAUGGCAGUGGAACGUGUAACAAGUGCACACAUGACAACACAGUCAAACAUUGUGGCAAUGGGGAAAUUAGUGAACAUCUCUGUAUCUGUAGUUACUGGGUCCGACCUGCAGUACCUUUGGUAUGUGGGCACUGAUCUUUUACCCCUCCAAACACAUGAGCCCUUUCUUCUCAACACUUUUACAAGUUUAGGUUAUUGUGUUGUUAAAGUUUCAGUUCAGAACACCCUCAGCCAGAGUAAUGACACCCAACAGUUUAUAGUUCAGGCAGAAGUAGAAGAGGUGGGCUUUAGAAUCAAUAACAAGAAACAUCCAUUUUAUAUCAACAGAAGUGCUGCUGCUUCUUUCCAUGGGUUUAUCCACAAGGGUAGUGAUUUACACUGGGACUGGAGAGUUAGAAGUUCCACAACAAACCUUUUUAACACUAACAACCAGACUUUUACCUACUCAUUUUUACAUGAAGGUGUCUACCAGGUGUCUUUGAAUGUCUCCAAUGGGAUAAAUUGGCAAAUGGUUUCACACAGUGUUACUGCCCAAGAUGCAAUUGAAGGUCUCAAGCUGAACAUUAGUAAGUCUACACUCUGUACUGAGGAACAAGUUACUUUUAUUCCAUCAAUCUCUAAAGGAAGCAAUGUAAGCUUUGUUUUAACAUUUAACAAUAAGGACUUAGUUCAUAGUCAGGACAUUGUUGAGGGACAAUUCACCACAUCUAGCCUUCAAUCAGGGACACAUCUAGUUACAGUGAAAGCUUGGAAUCAAGUUGGUAGUGCUGAGGUGUCAACUAGCCUUUUGGUCAUUGAGCAUAUUCGAGAUUUGCGACUUGUAAACUGUUGCUCUGCUGCUUUGGAGGCUCUGAAUGAAAUCCAUUUCAAGGCAGAGGUUCAAAGUGGGUUUUCAGUCAACUACACUUGGAUAUUUCACUUGGUGGGGUCUAAACCUACAUGGCUCGUAGGACAAGAAGUUAUCUUUACUCCACCAAAGAGUGGAUCAUUGUCUGUUACUGUGCUAGCAAGCAAUGGAAUCUGCUCCAAGACACUAAAUGAAACUGCUACAGUUGAUUGGCCUGUUAAAAAGGUCAAACUAGUCUGUCAUUCAGAGGGAGCAUUUGUAGGAUAUGCUGUCAGGUUUUCUGCAACCGUGAAUGUAUUGACCAACCUCAGAUUCAUCUGGGAUUUUGGAGAUUCCACUGAAGCACUGGUCACAGACUUAAGCACAGUCAGUCAUACUUAUUAUGCUGCAGGUAAAUACAAUGUUAAGGUCAAAGUUUCCAACAGUGUCAGCCAUGUAUCCAAACAACUAUACAUAGAGGUGGAGGCGCUUAAGUGUUCUAGCCCUGGAGCUUCUCUACUGGUGUACGAUCAGUGUACUAUCUUCAGGUCUAGACAGAGUUUCUUUGAAGCAAGCGUGAACAUUAACUGCUCUGCUUACAAGACCACAUACCUAUGGGAGAUAUUCAGAGACCCAGAUUGUACAAAUAGCAAUCUAGAUCUCCCUGGGAAUAGGGUCAUUCUUAGUAAUGCAACUUUACCUUUUCUCAUACUGCCAAAGUAUUCUCUCAGUGUGGGACAGUAUUGUAUUGUAUUCACGGUUUCACACCAGGGAACUCCUUUACUUGCCCAACGAAAAGUCAAAGUUACAGUGGUCCACUCCCCACUUGUAGCUGCCAUCAAAGGAGGCUCACACAGAGUGUGGCCCAGCCUCAGUGACUUACUCCUGGAUGGAUCUGAGUCCCAGGACCCUGAUGUACAGCCAGGAGGGGAAGAUGCCCUGCAGUAUCAUUGGACCUCCAUGACAGUGGUAAGUGUGUAUGCAGCUCCAGUGCUUCUUGUAAAUGUGGAAUGUGUAUCCUGCUCUGUCCUCUCCUCCCAUCACCACAACAGUUAUACCACCCCCAUUAUCCUCUCUGGGCAAUGUGGACAGUGUGAUGACCAGGCACAGUACAAAUGGAGUGCUGAGGACAAGACUGGCAUGACCCUUGACCUUGAUGAAGUUGUCACCUCUACGGGAAGACUUUCAUCUAACUUGGUAGUGCGUUCAGACAUCCUACAGCCAGGGCAGAGUUAUACCUUCACUCUCAAUGUAACUCAGCCUGGCAGAGGGUGGGGCAGUGCCAGCCUGACAACACUUACGAACAAUCCACCACAUGGAGGACUGUGUUGGCUGAGUCCAGAGUCCGACAUACGUCCACUGGAGACAGUGGUCACUUACAACUGCUCAGGGUGGCAAGAUUAUGAAAGUGAGGCCUCUCAGUUGUUUUAUACCUUCCAGGUGGCACCAUGCCAGCCCAUUAGCACAAUGUGCCCCAUGCUCACUCUGUACAGGGGCACUCGUUCAACAUUUGGCAGCCUGGUCCCAGUGGGAAGUCCUGGGCACGAAAGAAACAUGUCAGUUAUCAUAGUCACUGUGCUGAUAGAAGACCAUCUGGGGGCAAAGGUCAUUGCUCUAAACAAAACUUUGACAGUUGAAAAUCUUGCAAGGGAUAAAGUUGCAAGUCAGUGGCUUAGAAAUAAGAGUCAGACUGAGAUGUGGGCUUUAAUUCAACAUGGUAACCCUCAGGAGAUCAUCCCUUAUUCCAUUGCCCUCACCAGCCAACUCAAUCAGAUGGAGCCUGGACAAAAUGUUAAGGAAAUUCGGGAAAAUGUUACCCAAACUCUGGCCUCGCUCCCUAUUUCCUCCUUGCUGGAUGUUGAUCAAAUCAGCUCAGCAUUAGCUCAGUCCACUGCUGUUCCCAGUGCGUUGGUGUGUGACGGCUGUCAGGAGAAGGUUCUUGAAGCAGUGGGGAAGAUGAUUCAUGUAAUGGAGGAACAGAUGAGUCUUGGUGUUUUUCCAGCGUUUGACACGGGAAAGAACAUCCUUAAUGUCAUAGGUAGCACUCUGGCUGCUGUGUCUGAAUCAGCCAGUGCAUUCAAUUCUACCCCGGAAUACUCAAGCACUCUGCAGUCAGCUUCAGUACUCACCUUGUCAGCACUGGACAAUGCAGGAGCCCUAAUGCGCUCUCUGAUGCAUUCACAUGUUCAUGGCGAGGCACCCCUUUCGCUCUCCACCCCUUAUAUCAGCACAAUUGGUUUCCAUGGAAAUCCCUCUGACCUCCUCUGCACUCAGCAAUCAAACAUGUCCAACUCCUAUCUGUUACCUGACAGAUCAAAAACUUCUCGCCCAUGUCCAUUUUAUAUCCCCACCUCCCUCACUACUCACCUGAUGAGUCAGAGGUCUGAGGUGGUGCAGGUUCUGUUUGGGAUAGAUGGAGCACUGGAGUCCAGCUCUUUGCUGACUGUAGCCGACCCUCCUAUCUCUACCACUCUGGUUGCUAUGGAAUUCACCACGCCUCAGGGCCAGCCCAUUCCCAUCCAGGAUCUGGAUGCUGAACAGGGCAUACAGGUCACCCUACCCAACAAGUACCUUGUGGGACAAGGUGAUGUGGGUGGAAAUCGAAGGGUAGAUGAAGGCGGAAAUGGGACAUGUCUUACUGUAUCACUCCCCACUGAAGGACAUUUGAACUUCACAGUAAAAGCUGUGGACGGCUUGGAUGAAAAUGCAGGUUUAUACAUCUCCUUCAACUUCAGCCUGACACCAGGAGCUACUCCAGUGAGCUUGGGACAUGUCAAGAUAGAAGUGAGCUCUUUAGUACCAGGGACUAAUGCAUCCCAGGAUUCCCUAGUGAGAGUAUGGCCACUCAGUCUCUCUGCUCUGACCACCACCACAGAGGAAACCAUCUUUCUGUCGCCACUCUCUCUGUGCCAGUACUACAAUGUGAAGGAGAGGCGUUGGAGCAGUGAGGGUCUUCAGCCACUGGAGGGCAGCACACUCCACACAGCCCACUGUCUCACUCAGCACCUCACCAUGUUUGGGGCCAGUUUGUUUGUUCAUCCUGGGGCUGUUAUUCUGUUGCCACCAUCAGGAGGACCCAUGCAGAACAUGGUGGUGGGAAUUGUAUGUGCUGUCCUGGUUCUUAUUCACCUGCUGGUGGGGCUCAUCGCCCACAAACUGGACCACUUGGACAGCCUGAGACUGAGCCAAGUCUCUCUGUGUGGCCGACCAGGGCUGUACCACUACAGAGUUUUGGUAAAGACUGGCUGGAGACGGGGAGCAGGCACCACAGCACAUGUUGGCAUCAGUCUGUAUGGUGUGAGCAAGAGCGGCUCUCGCCAUCUGCAAAGAGAUGGGGCUUUUCAGCGUGGCAGCCUGGACCAGUUUCACUUAGAGACAGAUGACAACCUGGGAGAAGUUUGGAAAAUUCGCAUUUGGCAUGACAACACAGGUUUGGAGCCAUCUUGGUAUGUUCAGCAUGUGGUAGUGUGGGACCCUCAGACAGACCACAUGUUCUUCUUCCUACUGGAAGACUGGCUUUCCGUGGAGAAUCAGAAGAAUGGAACUGUGGAGAAGGAAGUUCUGGCCUCAUGUCCUGAAGAGCUUUCUCAGUUUCGACGGGUCCUCAACUCCCAGUUGAUGUUUGGGAUAGUGGAGCACCACCUGUGGCUGUCACUAUGGGAACGCCCUUCCCACAGUCAUUUCACCCGGAGUCAGAGGGUUACCUGCAGUGCCCUUGUGCUGCACCUCUACCUAGCACUGGGGGCACUGUGGUACGGGGCUGUGGGCUCAGUGGGGCACAGUGGUCCAGUGUCAGCCAAGCUACUGGUUAAUAUGGAAACAGUUGCUGUGGGGAUGACUGUUGCAGUACUAGUGUUUCCUCUCCAGUGUUUCCUCUGCUUCCUUUUCAGAAAAACUCACAGUCAGGAAAACGUGGACAUGUCAGUUCCUCCUUCUCCUGUGUGUCACUCCGUGGAGAUGGAUGUCUACCUAGGCCAAUCAGACAUUUCAGGCCCUUCUUUCUUGUCUCUGCGGGAUUCUUCCAGUCCAGGCCAAGAUAGUCCUUCAUCUUUGCUGGAGAGCAAGGCGUUUGACUCUAGUAUCCUGGACUUUUGGGCUGCCUCUGGUUUGGCGCCCCAGACAGAUGGGGCAUGUCAAGAGGAGUGCGUGGUGGCAUGGGCAUCAUGUGACAGCCUCCUCAACCUGCCAGCAGGCCCUUCAACCAAGAUGACCCCAUCCUCCGACCCCUGCAAGACUUCAUCUGCUCUGGGUCCAACACGGCUGCUCAGGAGGAAAAAGGCCCUGAUGCAGCUGCGUCUGGCCUCACCCUCCUCUUCUGACUCACCUGCUGCUCUUCUCCCUCCCCUUUGCACAUAUCCCCUUUCAAAAGAACAUUCUGACUCUCAUUACUCCGCUGUUGCACUGGGCCAGAAGUUCCUCACUCUGAAUGCUAACCCAGUCCAAGUUCAUAACCACAAUCUGACAACAUUCCUUACUAUGUCUGAGGAGGAUCUGCUGAUGUCUAUAGCAGCCGCGGCAGACACAAUAGAUACAACAAACAGUAAUUCAGACAGCGGCCGGGACUCCCCUAGAACCACCUCCUCAUUCUCAAACACCCAGAGCACCUCCUGCAGCAGCUGGUCAGAUCAGAGCGAGGAUAUGUUCUUCUGUGGUGUAAAGAUCCACAAGCCAGAUCCACAGUCCUGUUCUUCCCUGAAUGAGACUGGGCUAUACAAGUAUCCCUCUGUGCUAUCUGUUGACUCUGUGGCCAGCACCUUUCUGCCAAGCCCUUCUCCUGACUCUACACGCUCCUUCUCCACCACACGCAUAGGAGUUUCUCGAGGUAAGCCCAGCUGGGUACUCCCUCCCUGGGUCCUGUGUGUGAUUUACCCCCUGGUGGCUGUGCUACUGGGAUCCUGCCUGGCUUUCGUGGGAAUUUACGGCAGCUUCUUCUCCAGAGCAGUUGUCCUCAUGUGGCUGAUAUCAUCUCUCUCUGCCUUCCUCACCUCUGCUCUGCUGCUGGAACCUCUGAAGGUGUGUGUGCAUGCCUUGAUCUGCACAGCACUGUGGCGGCCUGUGGAUCCAGAGGUGGAGGACCAGUUGGCCCAGGAGACCACAGUGGUGAGGGCAUUUGGGGAACACAGUGGGAAGGUUCGGCCUCUGUGUGGCUAUGGGUUGCUGCAGGCUAAAGAGGAAGCCCGCAAAGUCCGAGCUCUACGAUCUCUCAUAAGGCACUGUGUGUGCCAGCUGUUAUUUCUGUUGCUGGUGCUGAUGGUGAACUACCAGGACAGCAUGGAGCAGAGGCAGGGCAGGCUGCUGCACUCUGCUGUCAGAAGCCGUCUUCACACUUCACCCUUGGGUGUCCCUAACCUCACCUCACUUAGAGACUGGUCAGAUGCAGGGCAGUGGAUAAACCACACUUUGAUGAUACAUAUACACCAAAACCCUGUGCUACACCUCGUAGGGUUGCCUCGACUCCAGUACACACACGCUUUCAGUCCUGUGGCAGGUGUCUUAUUGGGGAACAGCAGCGCAAUGACACACCGGAUUCUCUCUGACCUUCAUAUGGCAGACUGGAGGGUGAAACAGUUUAAAACUCUCUCUAUUGACUUCACACACUACCACAGAGAGUCUGCUUUAUUUGUCUGUAUGUCCAUUCAACUAGAGUGGGCUCAGACACAGAGAAUCACUCCUUCCAUCUCUAUCCAUCCACUCCUCAUCCCUUCAUCCUUCUCAGGCCUGGAUCUUCAGGUGGCACUGACGGUUCUUCUUCUCAUCUCUGCUCUCCUCAUCUUAUUUGGGGAGCUGUGGUCCAUGGCUGCUGAGCGUACCACAUAUUUCUGUCAAGGCCAACACUGGUUUCAGCUCCUUCUAGCCUCAUUGUCCCUUGCAACAAGUAUCCUGCAGCUUUGCUUCCUGUCCCAGGCCACUUCCUCCAUUUCCGAGCAUUGGUCCACAGCUUUACACUCUAUUAAAUGUCUGCUCCUCCUGCUGUGUGUUCCAGCUGCUGGGAACGUUGAGGUUUGUGCGGAGGUGGGUGGUGAUAGGCAGAGUGCUGCAGAGAGCCUGGAGGGAGCUGUGGGCUCUGACGUUCCUACUGCUGCUGCUGCUGCUUCUCUGCACGCACCUUGGAAACACGUAGAGGGCUUCCUGUCAAUACGUCAGGCCGGUGUAUCAGUGCUAUCCAUCUUGCGUGGCCAGAUGGCUCUUCAGAGACUGUGCAGGGUGCACCCAGUCCUGGGACCUCUUUAUGGGCUACUACUGAUGGGGGGGAUUAUCUGGCUCUUGGCCAGACUCUGUGGAACCAUUCUCAUCCGUACAUACAGGGCAGAACAAGCGGACAUGUACCGUCCAGCCAUGGAACCUCAGGACUAUGAGAUGGUGGAGUUCUUCAUCAAGAGACUCAAGUUGUGGAUGGGACUCACUAAGGCUAAAGAGUUCAGGCACAGGGUUAAGUUUGAAGGCAUGGACAUCCCUCCAUCAAGGUCCUCCCAGGAAUCCCGUCUCAACACCCUUUCUUCAACCUUUCCUUCCUCCUACUCUCCUUCUUUGUCCUCCUCAUUUUCAUCCCCCUGUCCCAUGUCCUCAUCCCUCUCUGUGAGGUCUGAGGACUCAUCAGUGUCCGAGCCUGGGUUUGACGUCCAACCUUACCUGGACCACCUGCUGCCAUGCGUUAAUGCCCUACUAUCUCGUUUUGAUCGGGUCAACCAGAUAACCGAGGAUCUUCACAACCUGGAAAUGAAACUAGAUGAGGCUCAGUCUAGGAGAAGGAAAAAGAGGAUGAGUAAUAAUGAGAAAGCUGCAGAAAGAUACAGAGAGUCAGCAAAGCCAAAGGAACUGAAGGGAGAAGGGAGAGUUACUGGAGAAGUUAGACACAGGAGGACAGGUCUUCUUCACCCCAAACCACGAGUCUCCCUUCCAACUCCCUCUACACUUAACUCCUCUGCUGCAUCAAUCUGCAUAUUCCCCCGUACACGUAGUUCCUACUCUGAGUCUGAAUCAGUACCACUCCAGCUUCACCCUUCCAGUGACACUCAUCAUUCUGGAGCAACCAAGCAUGCGUCUGGAAACCCAGGUCUGAACCUGUAUCCUGUAGGUUCUCCUGGGAUUGACAGGUUCCCUAGGAGAAGAGCCUGGCAUUCUGGGAGCUCUCAUUCAGCUGAUGCGGCUCAAAGAAUGUUCCAGAUGCAAGGUGGAGUUACUCCAUGUGGCACUGGAGCAGUGAGUUCUGCCUUCACUAACACAAGACCAAGGAGUGCAGAGGGGGUAAGAAGACGUAUUAGUGAUGGAGUGCCUGUGAAAAGGAGGGCUUGGAUCUCUGAAGAACCAGAGACUGAGCAAGCCUAA
Scomber japonicus (chub mackerel) is the source of this 12186-nucleotide messenger RNA. It is a transcript of the gene pkd1b, whose product is annotated as polycystic kidney disease 1b. Gene Ontology annotation, biological process: kidney development. Gene Ontology annotation, molecular function: protein binding. Lineage: Eukaryota; Metazoa; Chordata; Actinopteri; Scombriformes; Scombridae. The transcript has 40 exons. The record is from RefSeq and is a predicted model, not a curated record. Gene Ontology annotation, cellular component: membrane. The coding region runs from base 1 to 12186 and encodes 4061 amino acids.